AGCAGUGCGCGCUUCUGGUGGGACACACGCCACAUACUCCAGCGCGCAAACCCACCUGCCCCAUCCAGUCUGCUUUACUCAACCGGACGGUCACCAUCUUACAUCAACAUGGCCAAGAAACAUAACGUGAAGAAGUCAAAAAACAAAAAGGAGGAGAAUGGAGAUUUAAGUGAGAAAAAUGGAAAGGAAGAUGAUGAGGCUAAAGUGGAGAUGGUGGGGGCAAUAGAGAUAUUUCGCUAUGCAGAUGGUGUCGACAUUCUUCUGAUGCUGCUUGGCACAGUCAUGUCCAUGGCCAAUGGGGCAGUACUUCCUCUCAUGGUUAUUGUAUUCGGAGAUAUGACGAACAGCUUUGUAUCUGAUACAAUAAAAGAUAAUCUUAUAAACGUCACUCUUCCACCUGAUUUUACCCUUCCGCAAUUCAGUAAUAAGACUUUGGGGGAGGAAAUGACACAGCAUGCUAUAUACUACAGCAUCAUGGGAUUUGUAGUCCUGUUUGCGGCAUAUAUGCAAGUGGCAUUUUGGACUCUUGCAGCUGGACGUCAAGUAAAGAGACUUAGAAUCAAGUUCUUCCAUUGUAUCAUGAAACAGGAGAUCGGCUGGUUUGAUGUCAAUGAGACGGGGGAGCUGAACACACGUCUAACCGAUGACGUCUACAAAAUAAACGAAGGCAUCGGGGAUAAGCUUGGCAUGCUCAUUCAGUCUCUUACUACUUUUUUCACUGGUAUCAUAAUUGGCUUUGCCAAAGGCUGGAAGUUGACCCUCGUAAUCCUCGCCAUUAGCCCAUUACUCGGAAUAUCAGCUGCUAUCAUUUCAAAGGUAAUGACAUCAUUCACCUCAAAAGAGCAGACAGCCUAUGCCAAAGCUGGAGCAGUAGCAGAGGAAGUGCUGUCAUCCAUCAGAACUGUGUUUGCAUUCGGAGGACAGAAAAAAGAGAUAAAGAGGUAUGACAAAAACUUGGAGGAUGCCAAAAACGUGGGUAUCAGAAAGGCUAUCACCGUGAACAUUGCAAUGGGCUUUACGUUCUUCAUGAUCUAUAUGUCUUAUGCACUGGCCUUUUGGUAUGGCAGCACCCUUAUCCUGGCUAAAGAGUAUGAUGUUGGGAUGCUUUUAACAGUUUUUUUCUCCGUUCUGAUCGGAGCUUUUGGCAUUGGUCAGACAUCUCCGAACAUUCAGUCAUUCUCUAGUGCAAGAGGGGCCGCCCACAAAGUUUUCCAGAUCAUUGAUCAUGAACCCAGCAUUAACAGUUUCUCACAUGAAGGCUACAAACUCGAUGUGGUGAAAGGAAACAUAGAGUUCAAAAACAUUCACUUCAACUACCCAUCACGACAGGAUGUGAAAGUCUUAAAUGGCAUGAAUCUUAAAAUCAUGAAUGGACAGACAAUUGCUCUGGUUGGCAGCAGUGGGUGUGGAAAGAGCACGACAAUCCAGCUGCUACAACGCUUUUAUGACCCACAGGAAGGGACUGUGACAAUAGACGGUCAUGAUAUUCGCUCUCUGAACGUGCGAGGUCUGAGAGAAAUGAUCGGUGUGGUCAGUCAGGAACCGGUGCUGUUCGCCACCACCAUCGCAGAAAACAUCCGCUACGGCCGUCAAGACGUCACCCAGGAAGAGAUCGAGCAGGCGGCGCGUGAAGCCAACGCCUACAACUUUAUUAUGAAGCUCCCCAAUAAAUUUGAGACACUGGUCGGAGACCGAGGCACUCAGAUGAGCGGAGGACAGAAGCAGCGCAUCGCCAUCGCUCGAGCGCUUGUGCGGAACCCCAAAAUUCUUCUUCUCGAUGAGGCUACAUCUGCUCUGGAUGCUGAGAGUGAGACCAUCGUACAGGAAGCUUUAGAUAAAGUGAGGCUGGGCAGGACCACCAUCAUAGUGGCUCAUCGACUGUCCACUAUUCGAAACGCUGAUGUCAUCGCUGGUUUCCAGAAUGGUGAAAUUGUAGAACUGGGCACACAUGAUGAACUGAUGGAGAGGAAAGGAAUCUACAACUCACUAGUUACAAUGCAGUCAUUUAAAAGUUUAGAGGGAGCAGAGCUGAGCAAAGAGGAGAUGACUAUGGAUGAGUUGAGUCCAUCUGUGAGCUCUUUGAAAGAGCACACACUUUUCAGACAGAAAUCCCAAAGCGCUUCAGAGAAAGACACACAGGAUGAAGAGAAACAGCAGGAUGAGAAAGUUAAAAGCGUCUCCUUUCUGAUGGUUUUGAAACUGAAUAAACCUGAAUGGCUGUACAUAGUGGUUGGAGUCUUCUGUGCCAUCAUCAACGGAGCCAUGCAGCCUGCAUUCGCUGUCAUCUUCUCUAAAAUCAUUGCUGUUUUUGCUGAGAUCGAUCCGAAUGUUGUAAGGCAGAGAUGUGACAUGUAUGCUUUGCUGUUCGCGGGCAUUGGAGUCCUUUCUUUUUUCACUUUGUUUUUACAGGGUUUCUGUUUUGGGAAAGCUGGCGAGAUUCUGACUAUGAGAUUGAGGUCUAGAGCCUUCAAUGCUAUGAUGAGACAGGACCUGAGCUGGUAUGAUGACAGUAAGAACAGUGUGGGUGCUCUGACCACCAGAUUGGCUGCAGAUACGGCUCAAGUGCAGGGCGCCACUGGCGUGAGAUUGGCAACACUGGCACAGAACGUGGCCAACCUGGGCACCUCCAUCAUCAUCUCAUUUGUGUACGGCUGGCAGUUAACCCUCCUCAUUCUUUCCAUCGUUCCAAUCAUGGCUGUGGCUGGAGCGAUUCAGAUGAAGUUACUAGCGGGACAUGCUCUCAAAGACAAGAAGGAGCUUGAGCAAGCCGGAAAGGUAGCAACAGAAGCUAUUGAGAAUAUCCGUACUGUGGUUUCUUUGACAAGAGAGAGCAAAUUUGAGAGUCUGUACCAGGAGAACUUAGUCGUCCCCUAUAGGAACUCGAAGAAAAAAGCACAUGUUUUUGGCCUGACAUUCUCUUUCUCUCAAGCGAUGAUCUAUUUUGCCUAUGCUGGCUGUUUCAAGUUCGGUUCUUGGCUCAUUGAACAAAAGCUGAUGACCUUUGAGGGCGUCUUUCUUGUAAUCUCAGCAGUGGUGUAUGGAGCAAUGGCUGUGGGAGAAGCAAACUCCUUUACUCCAAACUACGCCAAAGCCAAGAUGUCCGCCUCUCACGUCCUGAUGCUCAUCAACAGAGUCCCGGCCAUCGACAACGCCUCAGAGGACGGGGACAAACCGGAUCAUUUUGAAGGCAACGUGAGUUUCGAAGACGUGCUUUUUAACUACCCGUCGCGGCCGGAUGUGCCAGUGCUUCAGGGUCUGAGCCUCAGAGUGAAAAAGGGUCAGACUCUCGCCCUGGUGGGCAGCAGUGGUUGUGGCAAAAGCACAACUAUUCAGCUACUGGAGAGAUUUUAUGACCCUCAACAUGGCAAAGUGAUGCUGGAUGACAGUAGCACAAAGCGGCUGAACAUCCAUUGGCUGCGUUCUCAGAUAGGUAUCGUCUCCCAGGAGCCUGUGUUGUUCGACUGCAGUCUGGCAGAGAACAUUGCAUAUGGUGACAACAGCCGAGAAGUCUUGCAGGAAGAGAUUGAACAGGCCGCUAAAGCCGCUAAUAUCCACUCAUUUAUAGAGGGGCUGCCACAGAAAUACCUGACACAGGCAGGAGAUAAGGGUACUCAGCUCUCGGGAGGACAGAAACAACGUAUUGCCAUAGCAAGAGCCAUCCUCCGAAACCCCAAAGUCUUGCUGCUGGAUGAAGCCACGUCUGCUCUCGACACGGAGAGUGAGAAGAUAGUACAGGAUGCUCUCGACAAGGCACGUGAGGGCCGGACCUGCAUCAUCAUAGCCCACCGGCUAUCCACUAUCCAGAACGCCGACCGGAUAGCCGUGAUUCAAAACGGGGUUUUAGUAGAAAAGGGCACACACCAGCAGCUCCUCAACCAGCAGGGGGCAUACUACACCCUUGUUACCUCUCAGAUGGGUUACUGAUAAAGGCAGUGCAUAGGUCUAGAAAAACUAGAAAACAUUCCAUGAAAAUGUCCUCCCAUGUGUUGUCCAGUCUUUACACUUGAACAGUUUUAUAUUUUAUUUGUUCUGUUCAAUGAAGUGGCAUUUAAAACCAAAAACUGGCAACUCUGAAAAAGAUGUUUAACUGCUGUUUGAAGUUAGUCAAGUAUGUGUCGUAGUUUCCAGGUUUUGUUCUGCAAGCAUACAGUAAUAUAUAUCCACCUUACUGCUUUCUUGUUGCUCAUUUAAAUGUAUUAGUAAAUAACAAUUAUUAUUGUUCUAUGUCAACAUUACUAAGCACUACCAUAUCAUUUCCAGGUUACUGUUUGUGUACAAGAGUAACAGUUUUUCUUUUGCAACAAUGCGCGUUUUUGUGUAUAUGUACAGUAAUUUAUAUGUGCACAAAAUCAGUGUCUAAUACUUCAAAGGUUAUCCAGGUUUCUCAUUGGUGAAGAACGUUACUGUUCCGUGCAUGACAAGAUGAUCAGAGUUUCUGUUUUGAUGAUUGUAUUCAGUGGUCUGUCCUGUGUGUGGUACCCUGAUAAUAUUUAUCAAACUAACAAAAGCCUAUUUAAUUAUGUCUUGCGAUGGGACUGUUUUCUGGCACACAAAUGUUUAUGCUGACUACAAGUUUUCUUGAAUAAAGUUUCUCAUUUUUGAUAGCCACUUAGGUAUUAUAAUACACUUUAAAACUGUUUGGAAUAUUUCAUAAAAUAAUCUGAU
Molecule: messenger RNA, 4665 nt
Organism: Triplophysa rosa
Lineage: Eukaryota; Metazoa; Chordata; Actinopteri; Cypriniformes; Nemacheilidae
Gene: abcb4
Product: ATP-binding cassette, sub-family B (MDR/TAP), member 4
Exons: 28
Coding region: 109-3924 (1271 amino acids)
Biological process (GO): transmembrane transport
Cellular component (GO): membrane
Molecular function (GO): ATP binding; ATP hydrolysis activity; ABC-type transporter activity
Source: RefSeq, a predicted model, not a curated record